CCUGUUUGCUGUCUCACUGGCUCUGUGACACUCUUCCUGCUGUUUGUAAGGCACGAUUUGGAAGGAGAGAAAUCUGUCAUUACAGUCUAGCUGCUAGAGGAAGUCACCAGCUCUGGGCUCUUGGACAGCAAAAUUAAGUCUUUUAAGUAUACUUACUACUGAGAAGACCAUAGAUUGGAUGUUCCACUAGGAGUGUAUUCAACAGUGCUGGAUGGUUGCAAUUAGGAGAAACACUGCAGUAUUUGGAUGAAGUGCUACAUGUGUGGAAUCAAAUCUGGACUUCAGAAACUUUAUGAAAAAAAUUAUUUGCUGAACAUUUAUCAUAAGGUUAUUCCAUGCCAAAGGACCUGACCAAUCAGAGGCUGGUGUAGCAGAUCCAGACAGGGUGAAAUGCCAAGUUUAAACCAAACCAACCAGUAUAUCAUGAACAUAAUCUGAGGGCAUCUGUUUAUGGUGUAAAAACUCGUGACAAAGCCAGGAUGGAUGCAAAAAGGAAAGAGAUGGACCUUUUGAGCAACAGUAUUGCUGCCUAUGCUCACAUAAAAGAUAAUCCUGAGAAGUUUGGCCUCUACUUUGUCAUUGGUGUGUGUUUUGGCCUGGUGCUUACCCUCUGUCUGUUAGUGAUACGAAUUUCCUGCAAGCCUCGAACUACAACUGCGCCCCUCACUCCAGAGAGAAAACAGCUGAAGGACUUUUGUGAAGAUGAUGAAGAUGAAGAUAGUGAUGAUGAGGAGGAGGAGGAGGAGGAGGAAAAUGAAGACAAAGUAGGAGAUGUGGAGGCUACUAUUACCCACUGCAGCACAGAGAUCCCCAUGGGCAACCACCACAGCACAUUGGAUGGAAAUGUGAAUGUGUUUACCUCAGCAGAGGAGCUGGAACGAGCCCAGCGCCUGGAGGAGAGAGAGAGGAUCAUCAGGGAGAUCUGGAGAAAUGGACAACCAGACAUCCUGGGCACAGGAACUAGCACCAUUGGAAGGGUGCAUUACUAUUAACACUCAUUAGAAUUGAAUGUAGUCCCAGAACAAGACUUAUAAAGAAAAUCUUGGACUAAUGUAUUUAGUGUCCAAGCCCACAUGUAAAACAGUGGUAAUCAUACUUACUGCACAAGAGCAUACUUUGGUGCUAUAUUGUACAAUGAGACUGCGCAGAUGUUGAGGAGAAUAUCCUAGUAGGUAAGAUAGCUGUUUUCAAAUGCACUCAUAAAAGUCACAUUCACCUUAAAGUUUUUUUCAGGGUUUAGAAUCAGGUUUUGUACAAUGAUGCUAUCAUGAUUUCUAGUGGUCAGCCAAUUGCACCACUCCACUAUACCCUUUGUUCUGGGUUUUUUUUUUUUUUUUAAAUACCCUUUGCCUUUUGUUUUGUAUAAAUAGUGUUGUUAGUAUUAUGCAAAGUCUUAUAUUACAUCAGUAAAUUCUUAUAUCACAUCACUACAUUUAGACUGACAGCCCUAUCAUUGGCAUUACUUUUUUUGUUGUUCAACAUAUAUCUUUUUUUAACUAGGCUUAGGCAAUUGGGUUUGUCAAGUAGUCUAUCAAAUGCCAAAUGUUCUAUCACUGGUGUUGCAUUUUAUUCCAUCAAAAGAUCAGACACUGCUUAAGUUAUAUUUUUAUAUGGGCCAAAAUUACAGUGUCCUCAUUGUGAGCAGACCAAUAAACAUUCUUAAAUUAC
This is a messenger RNA of Ictalurus punctatus (channel catfish), 1668 nucleotides long. RefSeq names its product eva-1 homolog Ba (C. elegans) (gene eva1ba). Lineage: Eukaryota; Metazoa; Chordata; Actinopteri; Siluriformes; Ictaluridae. The transcript has 4 exons. Gene Ontology annotation, cellular component: extracellular region. The record is from RefSeq and is a predicted model, not a curated record. Gene Ontology annotation, biological process: ossification; cell adhesion. Bases 480 to 992 code for a protein of 170 amino acids.